GUCACUCUUUCAACAUCAUCCAAACAAUGGCUGCACGACGCCAGUCGUCGACAACCUCCCUAUCAAAAUAUGCCCGUGUAAACUCCCCUGACCUCUCGAACCGCUCGCUUGACUUCUGCAACGCGUUCUGGGGUGCUGCUGAUGGCGGUGUUGACGUUCUCUUCGCUCGCAUGCGCGGUGCGGCACGAACCAUCGACGAACUCCGUGCUUUUUGGAAGGAACGAGCAGCGAUAGAGGAGGAGUAUGCGAAACGCUUGUCGAAACUUGCAAAGCAACCGCUCGGGCGGGAUGAGAUUGGGGAGCUCAAAAACUCAUUGGAUACAUUGAGAUUAGAGACGGAUAAACAAGCUACUGCACAUGCGCAACUCGCGCACCAGGUACAUACUGAGCUGGAGUCCCCAGCGGGUGCGUUCACCGCCCGACAAGCCCAGUUCAAGCGCGGCGCACAGUCCGUCAUCGAGAAGGCCUUUAAAAAUAAACAGACUCAGGAAUCAUACGUGACGAAGGCACGCGAGAAGUAUGAAGCAGAUUGCAUGCGUAUCAACUCUUACAUGGCACAGUCUACCCUUGUACAGGGUAAGGAUCUUGAGAAGAUUCAACUCAAGCUCGAUCGGGCACGGCAAACCGUAACCGCUAAUGAAAAAGAUUUUGCAAACUUUGCGAGAGCGUUACAGGGUACGGUAGAGAAGUGGGAAAGAGACUGGAAAGCAUUUUGUGACGCAUGUCAGGAUCUCGAAGAGGAGCGAAUAGAGUUUAUGAAGGAUAAUGUUUGGGCUUAUGCUAAUGCCGUCUCGACGGUCUGCGUGUCGGACGAUGAGUCAUGCGAGAAGAUUCGACUCUCUCUUGAACAACUCGAACCAGAUCGUGACAUGGAAAACUUCGUCAGAGACUACGGAACUGGCAAUGAAGUCCCCGAUCCACCAAAGUUCAUCAGCUAUUCGGACCCGGAUGCUGCUAUCGUAGCUUCUUCCCGCCAAGCUCCGCGCUACGCAAGUUAUCCCCGUGUCUCGAACAGACAUCUAUCAAUGGGUGAGGUACUGCGCGCGAUGCCCCAAGACCAGGAGCCGACGGACGCCGGAAUGGCUGGAUUUGGCGCAGGCGGCAGUGGUACUGGCAGAAAUGGCGAUCUUGAACGAUCCAACACGACGGCAACUCAGAGCCGUUCAAUCGCGUCGUCCAGCCCUGUCAAUGGAACAGGAACGAGCGCACCGACAACUCCAUCUACCGUUCUUACAAGUGCUCACACUCGCUCCCAGUCACAAGCAGGCCCAUCUUCCGCUUCUGACCCAUCCACUCAAAAAACGAUGCUUGCCGUGGGAGGCGGUGUGUACGAAGUCUAUCCGGAUCAAGAUCCUCAGAACGUGGUCAAUUCUACUGGACCGAGUUCCGGUACAGGGCCUACAAGUUCUCGCGUUGGUGGAGGUGACGAUCCGCUUCUGAAACAAAUGGCCGAACUACGCAACAGCGCUGCUGCGACUGGGUCUAUUCGUCGCAACAGUGUGAAUGCUCAACGUCCUUCAUCCGCUCAACAGAGCGUUUCGCCCGCGCCAAGUGCAGGAGCGUCAGGUCCUGCUCCGGGUGGUUCUGCAGGUUCUGCACUUGCUGCUCCUGUACCAAAGACUGCGCAACCGGCGAAUCGCGACUACCGGAAUUCCGCCGAGAUGGUUGUAGGUGGUCCACCUCCUGGUUCUCGCCCGACAUCGCCGGCCGGACCGCCCACUGCGGCGCAUAUGAUACCGCCCGCGCAAGUAUCAACAUCCUCAUUACCAGUCGAAGAUGUCGUUUCUUCAUAUGCGCCGGCGCUUCCUGGUGAACGUAGGACCCCAAUUAGCCGUGGGAAUAGUCCUGGAAUCGUUGGACCGUCGCAUGGUCAUAGUCAGAGUCUCGGACAGAACAUUAAUAAUCAACGGCCAAGUCUCGAGCGUCCGAAGAGUCGCGAAGGGUUCGCUGGGAUUGGAUCCGGUGGACGUUCGCCGAGUCCUGGUCCUGCGCCUGGUCCGUCGGGAAGUGCAUAUGUCAAUGGAAGUCAAAAUAAUUAUCGACUUCCGAGUCCUGUUUCGGGACCAGGAGCAGACUUGGGAAUUUCGCUAGAUGCUUCGGGACAGGUUACACAUGAUCGAAUGGCGGAGCAGUAUCGUCAACCUCCUCCACCGGCACAACAACAAGCACUACCUCCUCAGCCGCCUGCUCCUCGCGGUCAAUACGGACCUCUUCAGCGGAACCAGAGUAUGCAUGUAGCUUCUCCUGUCGGCCCGCCCCCGCCUCAGCAACAACCUCCAUAUGGUGGACCUCCUCCCCCACAUGGACAAUAUAUCCCGCAACAACUUCCUUAUGGACAACCUGCUCCACCACCACCAAGUGCCCAAGGUCUCAGUCCUGGCGUGCAGCGCCAACCAUCUUUAUGGUAUCAUCAACAACAACAACAGCAGCAGCAGAUACCUCAACAUCAACAGCCGCCACCACCUCAGCAACAACAGCAACCGCAGUACAUCCCGCCUCCACCUCAACAACAACAGGGGCAACAGCCGAUGAACUCGUAUGCGCCUAACGGUGCGAACCUCCAUCGUGGACCGUCAAUGAACAUGCAUCCGCCACCUGCUCCUGCACAUUCGAAUGGGUUGGGGUAUCAGAAUACUGGGUAUUUUGAUCAGCAUGUAAGGAGGAGUCCGAGUCCUCAGCCUCCACCUGGUAUGGCUGCCCCGACGGGACAAUUCAUCAACGGAAGGCCAAUUCUGUUUUACGUUAAAGCGCUGUACGACUACCAAGCUACGAUUGACGAAGAGUUUGAUUUUACUGCUGGAGAUGUUAUUGCUGUUACGUCGACCCCGGAGGAUGGGUGGUGGACCGGAGAACUGUUGGAUGACUCGCGACGUGUACCGGGUCGGACGGUCUUCCCGAGUAACUUUGUUUGCUUGUUCUGAUUUGAUGUGAUGUGACGACUUUCACAUUUAACCCUCCUCUUAACCCUCAUUUACCUGAAGUUGUCCUCCGCCUUCCUAUUCCCUCCCUGCUCUCUCUAAUUCCAGAUUACCGAGGAGUUGUUUUGUUUUGUUUUGAUUUUUCUCGUGUUUAUAUGAUUGAUGACAGACGUGAGAUGUCAAGUCGGACUCUAUUCAUGCAUGUUAGUCGUUUUUGUGUAUCCAGUUUCCCGAUUUUCCCAUUGUCUUGCUUUUCUUCCUUUCUUUUGGCUUCUGUCUUCAAUAUAUCUUUUAUGUUAAUGUUUUUAUGACAUUACUCAUUUCUCUCCUUCAUCUCUAUUCAUUCAUCUUCGCUUCUUCACUUCACUUUAUUUUGAAGUGUUUGUGUGGAUGCCUUUUUAAGUAGGCAAGUGGUACAGUAACGUUAUGAUAUCCAGCGAUG
This is a messenger RNA of Fomitiporia mediterranea MF3/22, 3360 nucleotides long. RefSeq lists its product as uncharacterized. Lineage: Eukaryota; Fungi; Basidiomycota; Agaricomycetes; Hymenochaetales; Hymenochaetaceae. Gene Ontology annotation, cellular component: cell division site; cytoplasmic side of plasma membrane; mitotic actomyosin contractile ring, proximal layer. Gene Ontology annotation, biological process: cytoskeleton organization. Gene Ontology annotation, molecular function: protein binding; phospholipid binding. The coding region runs from base 27 to 2921 and encodes 964 amino acids. The record is from RefSeq and is a predicted model, not a curated record. The transcript is spliced from 4 exons.